AUGGUCCUCAAACGAAUGUCCUUUGUCCUACAGAUUUUUCCUAAUUUCAGUCUGUCAGGCUGUCUGAUCACAGAGGAAGGCUGUGCUUUUUUGGCCUCAGCCCUAUGUUCCAACCGCUCCCAUCUGAGGAAGCUGGACCUGAGCUACAAUCAUCCAGGAGACUCGGGGGUGAAGCUGUUGUCUGUUGGACUGACGGAUCCAAACGGGGGACUGGACAAUCUCAGGGUGGACCAUGGUGGAGAGCAGAGGUUAAAACCUGGUCUGAGGAAGUAUUUCUGUGAACUCACAUUGGACACAAACACAGCACACAGAAACCUCAAACUGUCUGACAAUGAAAGGGAGGUGAUAUAUGUGGAGGAGGAGCAGCCAUAUCCUGAUCAUCCAGAGAGAUUUGACUACUGGCAGCUGCUGUGUAGAAAUGGUCUGACUGGUCGCUGUUACUGGGAGGUCGAGUGGAGCGGAGGAGUUAAUAUAUCAGUGAGUUACAGAGGAAUCAGAAGGAGAGGGAACAGUGAUUAUUGUGUGUUUGGAAGAAAUGAUCAGUCCUGGAGUCUGAGCUGCUCUGAUGCUGGUUACUCUGUCUGGCACAAUAACAGAAAAACUGUCCUCCCUCUCUCCUCCUCCUCCUCCUCCUCCUCCUUCUACUCUGUCUCUGGUAGAGUAGCAGUGUAUGUGGACUGUCCUGCUGGCUCUCUGUCCUUCUACAGAGUCUCCUCUGACACACUGAUCCACCUCCACACCUUCAACACUACAUUCACUGAACCUCUUUAUCCUGGGUUUUGGCUCUGGUCCUAUGAUUCCUCAGUGUCUCUGUGUUCUCUGUAGAAGGAAGAUACCUUCCAGUUGUUGUGUAGAAACUAGGGAUGUCCCAUAAUGUUUUUUUGCCCCUGAUCCCGAUCUGUGUCAUUUAAUAUUGACUAUCAGAUGCACUACUUGUAUUUACUAAAUAAUUUAGUUGCACAGUGCACAGUUUAAGAACAUUAAAUUUCUCUCUACUUUUAAAAGUAUCUUGCAGUAUGUGUUCCUUUGCUGCAGCAUUGCCUGAGUUAACAGAGAGAACUCACUGAAUUCUGAUGGGUUAGGGCUCUACGCUGACCUUUUGCCCAAGGAGCACCUGUGCACUUAAAGGAAAUUAAAUUAGAUUACAUGAAAUCAAUUUAAAACAAAAGGAUUUUAAAUAAAGAAAUGUCAGCCCUCUGAAAAGUAUAAUCAUGCAUAUGUACUCAGUUCUUGGU
This is a messenger RNA of Micropterus salmoides (largemouth bass), 1235 nucleotides long. RefSeq names its product stonustoxin subunit beta-like. Gene Ontology annotation, molecular function: protein binding. NCBI's taxonomy places the organism in Eukaryota, Metazoa, Chordata, Actinopteri, Centrarchiformes, Centrarchidae. The record is from RefSeq and is a predicted model, not a curated record. The coding region runs from base 1 to 825 and encodes 274 amino acids. The transcript has 4 exons.